AUGGCAGAUGAGCGUCGAAUAUCACUGGAGCUCUUUUCAUUGAUAAAGCCUACAUGUGUUGAAAUAUCGAGGAUUGCAACACUUGAGUCAGACGACUUUGAAAAUGCAUUGAAUGCCUUAGUACACGAUCUUGCAACACUUUGCAGUCACUUGGAUCAGCAUCGAGAGCAUUCGCAAGACCAAUAUAGACUAGCCCCAAAAUUGGCAGACUACGUAUUUUUUCCAAUAACGGGAUUGCUUAAGCAAAAGUCAUUGAGUAUCGAUGCGACGAAGCACGUUCUACAUGUCAUUGGAUUCCUUCUAUUGCAUUCGUGGCUGCACGAGAUAAACGAAGCUUUGCUCGAUCAGCUAUCUCCAGUCAUAGUCUACCUAUGCGGUGGACUUGAACAGAGUUCUUUUGAUACCCCAUUGAAAGACAGAAGCUUAGAGUUCAAGCAGGAGGCAACAUAUUGUCUUACACAUCUCAUUCACUGCUUCCCGAGAACGUACUACGCCAAAGAGGAUAAGAAGCGAUUGAGCCUACUAGGCGACAUAACGACUAUUUUGCUUGACAUAUUGACUAGCAUUCCGCUGCCCUUGGAGCAAGACGGAAAUGCAGUAGCUGUUGAUAUACUUCGAAGUCUUAAUUGGUUAUACUCUACGCGGACCAGUGCUGAGCAAGCUUCGUUCGUCUUCCCAGGAAUUGUCUCCAAGGUUAUAAAUUUUGUCAUCAUGUCAAAGAACUUGCAUAUCGAAACUCUUAAGCAGGUCCUUGAUUUAUUGAAAGCAUCCAUAGUCAAGGUAUUCUCAGAUUCAGAUUUGAGGGCCGAAUUUAUGGAAAGUACUGAAGAUUUCAGCUCGAUUAGCUCGCUACGAGAUUUUUUUGAGGACCAAAGCACACCGAACGCUGCCAUUCAUAGUGUCAAGAUAGCAACCGGUACCGAUACGACCUCUCAUAGAACCAAAGCAUGGCACGCCGCAACUUCUAAGCAGCUCAAAAUUGCCCUUAUAACACUUUUCAAAUACUCUUUAAUAACAAGCAGUAUAAAAGAUAAGGUGCGGCUCCACAAGAGUCUCCAAAACUCCUUUUUUGCAUUCAUAGAGGAUGUCACGAUGAAUUGCUCACGAGCACUUUUUCAAGACAUAAUUCCAAUCUUUACAGAUAUAAUCCCAUUGCUCAUAAGCUGCAUAGGAAACAGUGAUUUAUACAAUGCUGAUGAAUAUCAUGACAAAGGAAGUGCUUUACUUCUUCUUAACGACCGCACUUAUUUGUCUCAUUUCAAGGAUUUGUUGGAAAAGAAGGCAGAUGAUAUAAUCUCAAACCAUCUUGAUCGAGCUCUUAUUAGUGCUGAUGAUGAAAAAUUGGAACUCACGCUAGUCGCGUUGCGAUUCCAUCUCCACAUAUUAAGCGAGUUGGUUCGACGUCUACACGCGCAAGAAAAUGAUCAACUUGAGCGAAAGAUGAUGGCAUUAUCGACGUUGUUUAGAGGCAUCACCGACAGAUUUCAUUACAAUCGUACAACAGUAGGUGAGGCAAGCUCCAAGUUGAAAGAACUUGAUACGAUUGAUGAGAACUCCAUUGGCGAAGAGCUGAACAAACUCGACUCAAUCAUUCUUCCGCUGCAUAUCAAUGCUAAAAGUGUCACCAAAGUGAGAGCAGGUCGUAUUAAGCAGAGAACAUCUAAUAGUUCUGAUCUAGUUUUGCUAUCAAAGUCCCUCGACAAACUGGUGGAUGGCCUUAGGCACGACCCUAUAUACCUCUUCGAAGGAUCUUUCUCACACAAAGCUGAGGAUUCUUUACACGAAUUUUUGGUAUAUGUGGGAAGGUCAAGCAAGGUAUUGCCAAUUAUAGAAAUGUUGUUGAGCAAAGUUGAAUCAAUGGAGUCCGAUGCUGAGCAAGGCAUGGGAGUAUUUCUCUGGAUAUCCAAUAUUCUCCUUCAGCAUUUGAUCAAGCGAAAUGGCUUGAAAGACAUAAGCACCUUUGUGAAUGUGUUCGACGAUGACGUUGAAAACGAUGACAAUGCGGCCGAGGCAGCAUACAUCAUCCUCGACCUGGCCCAAGAUGCACUUGAGGAUGAUCCAGAAAACAAGCUCCAAGCAGUUAAAGCAUCCACAUCACAUUUACUUAGCCUGAGCGACCUCAAAUAUGCAAUGAGUAUCCAAACCCUUGGAUCGCUCUCGAAGAUGUUAAGCAAAGAAGAUUUUCAAAGAGAUGUUUUAAUGGAUCAUCUUUAUACAUUAUUGCAAGCCUUAACCUAUCCAUCAGAUCAUAUGAUUCAUAGGAUGGCAAAAAGCUCCUUAAACGCCAUCGCACUCGAGCAUUACGGAGGCUCUGUGGCAAGACUUAUCAAUCAAAAUGCCGAUUACUUGAUGGACAAAAUAAGCAUAUCCCUCUCAGUAAGUAGUGGCUUGACUCCAUCUCUACCCGGCAUUUUGUUGGUGGUAUUGAAGAUAUCUGGCGAUGACUUGGUCAAUAGCAAUCAAUUAAGGGAUGUAUUGAGUGAGAUAUUUCUCGUUGUUGACGCGUUUCACGGAUAUUCUGUCUUGAUGGAAAAUUUUUUCAUCAUUUUUGAAGAAGUCGUUGCUUUAAUGAAAAAAAAGUAUGCGAAGGAACUCAAUGACCGCAAUAAGAUCAUCCUGAGUACACCCGUACGCCGAUUUCGACCUUGGGGUAUAACAAAUAGAGAUGAGUUUCUCGACCUUAUAGACGAGAAAAAUAAGCAAACAGAUCCCUUCACAGAUUAUGAUCCUCAAAAGGAGUAUUUCAAGAGAAAACCAGGCAUUCCUUUUGGCGAUCAAGCACCGGAUUCAGAUGACGAUAGCGAUGAUGAGGGCACCAGUCUCCUGCCCGAAGAAGACCGCAUUUGGCCCUCUCCCAUUCCAGAAGAUUCCUAUAAAAUUGUCCUUCAAAUAUUCAUGUAUGGUUUGCAAUUGCUCACACAUCCAUCUAUAAAACUUCGCUUGAUUAUCUUAAAAUUAUUCAAAGAUGCUUACGGUAUCGUUGCGUCUAAUUAUGAAAAGUUGAUGCCUGUGUUGGCUGAGUUCUGGCCGAUCAUAUUGUCUAUCAUUGCAGGCACACAAACUAUUUCGGAAUGGGAAUACGGCGUGGCCACGCAUCAACCUCAACUUGUCGAAUCGGCAUUGAAGUUUGCGAUACGUGUUUUUCAAGAGGAUGCAAGACACAACGCGUUCAUGAGUCGCAGAUUCCUUGAUACCUGGGAGUACCUUCGAAAACAUAAUCGAUUGUUUUCAAGCUCUCGCCAAUCGCAUGAAUCAAUGGACAUCGAAGUAUCAACCGUGACACCCACCAUUAUAGGCUCCUAUGCGGAGCUUUUACUAACGGGAUUGAGCCAGUACGAACGACAGAUCCCUCAUCAAGCUGCAUUGGCUAUGGUUCAGUGGUGCAUAAAAUCAGGUACUGAUGAGACUCGCUUUCAAUUGAGCAGAGGCGUCAAGAACGCUUUUUGGGUCAGUAGAACAUACGGCUAA
Candidozyma auris is the source of this 3468-nucleotide messenger RNA. RefSeq lists its product as uncharacterized. The transcript has a single exon. NCBI's taxonomy places the organism in Eukaryota, Fungi, Ascomycota, Pichiomycetes, Serinales, Metschnikowiaceae. Bases 1 to 3468 code for a protein of 1155 amino acids. Gene Ontology annotation, biological process: chromatin remodeling. Gene Ontology annotation, cellular component: cytoplasm. The record is from RefSeq and is a predicted model, not a curated record.